AUGUAUCAAGCUCAAGGCUAUACUACGGGCACUGAAGGAUUUGCCGCCGAUUUCAAUGAUUCAGACAACAUAACAGACACCCGCUCAGCCCCUAGUGGUGGCGGCUACUACAAAUAUCAAUGCAAAUACUGGAUGACUUUCAAUUGUCCACAAUGGGUGAACAACGCACCUUGUGCACACUGUCUCGCCGAAGGAAGAGAUGAUGAACAUCCAAUUGCAAGUGUUUCCCUCCUGAAAUCAGACAUGAAUAUUUCUUUAGUCACCGGCUUUGAGCUUCUUGCUAUGCUGUGGCUUUGGAGUUGUUCGAGCUGA
This is a messenger RNA of Sclerotinia borealis F-4128, 312 nucleotides long. NCBI's taxonomy places the organism in Eukaryota, Fungi, Ascomycota, Leotiomycetes, Helotiales, Sclerotiniaceae. The record is from the annotation of a GenBank genome assembly.